Microdochium trichocladiopsis is the source of this 629-nucleotide messenger RNA. RefSeq lists its product as uncharacterized. NCBI's taxonomy places the organism in Eukaryota, Fungi, Ascomycota, Sordariomycetes, Xylariales, Microdochiaceae. The record is from RefSeq and is a predicted model, not a curated record. Bases 92 to 580 code for a protein of 162 amino acids. The transcript has 2 exons.
UCUUUCGCAGAAUUGUUUGAUUCUCACGGCACCAAAUCCAUCCUACUGCCCCUUGACCUCUCAUGCCAAGGCGUCAAGCCUCAACGCACACAUGUUCAAGCAAGAGAUUGACAUGGACAUCGCGAUCCAACCGCCAGCCGAGGUUCAAGCAGGAUCGACAAUGUAUCCACCGGUAGUCAUCCGUAUUCCUCCAAGACCCCCCAUUCAGAACGACUCUUCUAUGCCAGAGAUUUUCCAGGGCUAUCUACAGGACGACAGCGGUAAUGUCGUAGAGGAAUGUGGUCCAUACAUCGCAUCACCGCAGCCAGUCAACACCUCCACAUCGAGGACAUCUGUGAUCGGAGGCGCAGACUCUCAAUAUGUCGUCUUCCCAAACAUUAUUGUCGAUGCUCCGGGGACAUAUACUUUCACGGUACGAUGUUAUGACACAACGAACGGUUUGCAGUCUUGGACGAUCCUCGGUGCAGUUCACACAAAAUCUUUCACGGUCGCAGACUGUGCGGUCUUAGAAAACAAGCCCAAUGAAACAGAACAGAGGUUACUUGAAGAACUGAAGGCCAGCGGCAACUUUGGACUAUGAUUCCACGGGCGGAGCGAGGUUCAGGUUAAUCGGGCGAAUAGUGAAAAGG